AUGAUGGAACAGUCAUUAUCUCUCAUCUCUGCCCAGGUCCAGUUCAUGGAAGACAGGCUGGCCCUGGUGCAUAUCCCUCUAGACCUAUACCCCUUCUUUUUGAAUCCGAUCAUGCAGAUUCUCUUCCAUGAGGUGCCUCCUAUCUCCGAGAACCAACUGGAAGACGAUGAUGGGUACGCAGAGGGUCAUAGACGCCACCAGCCGGCAUUUUUGAACUUCUCAAUCACCCCUGUGGAAUGCUCGAUCAUGUGCCCCAGACAGCUCGCUAAUGAGUACUUCGCUCCUCUGGUCAACAAGUUCGUUCAGAGCAGUUCCUCGGGCCAAAGCCGCCUCUCCAUCAGCCAUGAUGAUUUUAUUGCCAUGCAGGUGUACGGGGAGGGCCUCGAAGCUGGCCAACGAGUCCUCGAGCUUACGAGCCCGCUGGCCAUGGCAGGAAUCUCUAUCUUCUUCAUCUCCACGUACUUUUCCGACUACAUCAUCGUGCCUCUUCGAAGCAAGACCCAGGUUAUUGAAGCCUUGGAGAAGCGUGGCUUCCAUUUCGAAAUGUCAACAGAGGCUUUCGUCAACAACAACCAAUCCCAAUUCAACAGCUGCUUUAGUCCCGUCUCGUCCCGGUCGGCGAGCAGCCUGAGCUCCCCUCCUGCCACUCCGCCACCCUCAUCGCUGGAUGAACUGCAAACACGCACGUUUAGCUCGCUGCGGAAGCACCAUAUUGUUCCAUCCGUUGACAGAACCCUGCGUCUAGUGCAAUGCGCUGCGCAUCACCGCUACACGAGCGAUACAAGCUCCAUUGCCAUCCUCCGUGAAGCCCUCACGACAGCUUUGAUCGUCGACAAACCACGGUUCCUCUCUCUCACCCUAACCGCUGCUGACCCCGCGGCGUCACUCUUACUUGAAAAGCGUCUUCUCCCCCGCUUCUCAAGUGACUCAUCAGCGGCCACCGACUCGGAUGACGAUACAAGUCUUCUUUUGGGAUCGAAGGAAGAGGUCCUUGUUCCCAUCAUGCUUGACCUGCGUAAGCUUCCGCUUGAAGCUUCAGGUAUUGUGUGCGGAGUUGCUGGCCGACUGGCCGACGCAACGCACGCACGGGGCGAUGAGGAUACUGACGUAUCCACGAUCCUUUCUCAUUCUUGGAACGGCGGUGGCUCCUCUUUCGACAGCGCCUUCAAGAAUAUCCUAUCCUCUAGCCACGGCUCCGGUGGACCUGUCAGAUCCUUCGGUACUAGCCCCGGCUACAGAACCCAUCGUCUGCAGCCAGACAUGGACCCAUACAUGGACGCCGUUGAGAUCAGCUUUCUCAGCACUGCGCGGGCGGGUUCCAUCAUUGUGGGCGAACACGAGCUUCAUCGUGCCGUCGACGCCCUCGAAGCGGAAAGCCACGAACCCGAUACAGAAAUCACGGCACUCGAACUUUGA
Messenger RNA from Aspergillus vadensis CBS 113365, 1416 nucleotides. RefSeq names its product ACT domain-containing protein. The transcript has 3 exons. Gene Ontology annotation, cellular component: cytosol. The record is from RefSeq and is a predicted model, not a curated record. The coding region runs from base 1 to 1416 and encodes 471 amino acids. NCBI's taxonomy places the organism in Eukaryota, Fungi, Ascomycota, Eurotiomycetes, Eurotiales, Aspergillaceae. Gene Ontology annotation, biological process: regulation of intracellular signal transduction; cellular response to L-arginine.